UUUCCUCCCCAGGAGGAGCUGGAGCACCUGAACGAGGCCAACGCUGAGAUCAACCGGGGAGAGCUCGAGCUCGACGCCGCCCGUUGCCGGUACCGCCGCAUCCUCUCGGACUCCGCCCGCAGAUUGAACUCCCAGUCCAAACCAGUCCCAAACUGCCGGGAAAUGGUGUUCGUGGCCGAGCAGGGCGUGGCCAACGGAGCCAAUCGGCUCGACCCGACCUGGCAAGAGAUGCUGAACCACGCCACCAGAAAGGUCUGGGAUGGAGAGCACAAAUCCCGCGUGACCUCCCUGGAAGCCGCCGUCUCCCAGGCCAAGCUCCGCUACUCCGUCGCCCUCCGCAAUUUGGAACAAAUCAGCGAAGAAAUCCACGCCCGCCGCUUCCAGAGAAUUUUCCAGAAAAGGCACCGGGAAAACCCUUUGGGAGCCGAGGGGGGCUCGGAAAACCCCGAAAUCCCCAAAAUUCCGGGGAAAAACGGYGAAAAWUCGGGAAAAAACGGCGAAAAUUYKGSAAAAAACRSCGAAAAUUCCGCSAAAAACGGCGAAAAUUGCGGCGAAAAUUGCGGCGAAACGGAGGAAAUUCCCGGGAUUUCGGGGGAAAUUCCCGAAAUUUCGGGAUCUGGGGAUUCUCUGUCGGUUCUGAGCCUCAGGACCAUCGCCUCGGAUCUGCAGAAAUUCGAUUCUGUGGAACAUUUGGGGCGAAUUCCCGGGAUUUGGGGGCUCCCGGACGCGCUGAGUCUGCACGGGGAGGGGGAGGGGGAGGGGGAGGGGCACAGGAGGAGUUUGAGGCAUCACCGGAGCGUCAGUCUGUGAAAAAAUUUGGGAAUUUUGGGAAAAUUUGGGAAUUCUGGUCCAAAAUUCCUGAAAAUUCCCGAAAAAUCGCGAAAAUCCCGGAGAAAUUGGGUGAAAUACGGAGGAAAUACAGAAAAAACUAAAAAAUCCUGAAAAAAACCACAA
This is a messenger RNA of Malurus melanocephalus (red-backed fairy wren), 954 nucleotides long. RefSeq names its product SH3 domain-binding protein 5-like. The record is from RefSeq and is a predicted model, not a curated record. Gene Ontology annotation, cellular component: cytoplasm. The transcript has 4 exons. Gene Ontology annotation, biological process: negative regulation of protein tyrosine kinase activity; intracellular signal transduction. Gene Ontology annotation, molecular function: protein kinase inhibitor activity. NCBI's taxonomy places the organism in Eukaryota, Metazoa, Chordata, Aves, Passeriformes, Maluridae. The annotation marks the transcript as partial.